Messenger RNA from Tetrahymena thermophila SB210, 1590 nucleotides. RefSeq names its product PH domain protein. The record is from RefSeq and is a predicted model, not a curated record. The transcript is spliced from 3 exons. NCBI's taxonomy places the organism in Eukaryota, Ciliophora, Oligohymenophorea, Hymenostomatida, Tetrahymenidae.
AUGUAAAGCUAGAAAAAAGAAGCAAACUUUAUUAAUAUAUAAAAUAUUGAUCAAGAUUAUGAUGAUUUUCCUAACAGCGAGGAAAUUUCUAUUUAAUCUAAAGAAAAAAAUCAGGAAUUGCCAAGUAGAUAAAUUAACUAACCAUGUAUCAAUGCUAAUAACAAAAGAAUGAAUUUUUUGAAAGCAAAAGUUAUAGCUCCAGUUGACGAUGAUGUCUUUGACGAAUUUUAAUAUGAACAAGAUAAAGAUGCAAAAACUUAAGUAAGCGAAAAGGUUUUAAGAAAAAUUGAGAAUCUAAAAUUAGAAACAAUUUAGAAAAAUGAAGCAGCUUCAGGCAGUGUCAAUAAUUAGCUUGUUUAAGACAUAGAGUAUUAUAAUAAAAUAUAAGUAAGUUCUGCUAUUGAUUUGAUAGAAAAUGUAGGAAAAAAAGAAAUUAUUGCUGAUGACUUAAUUCAAGUUUAAGAUUCGGCAAACAAUCCAUCUAAAAAUUUCAGAAAUGCUUGGAUUGUUAAUACAGUGGAAAAGAAAUAUCAUAAUAAUAAUAAUAAUAAUUCAAAUACAAACAUUCCUUAAAAGGAAGAUUAAAAUGAAGAAGUUUUAUUCUAAGGAAACCUACUUAAAUACACAGGAGGUAUUAUUAAUAAAUGGAAAUAGGUCAGGUGCGUGCUUAAAAAAGAUUAUUUUUAAGUUUAGAUUGAGAAAGAAACAAGUGAAGAUAAAUAGAUAAACAAAUACUUAAUAAUCGAUUCCUUAAAUUUUAAGAUUUUCUAAAUCACUGUAGAAAUAGUUUUGGAAGAUAAUAUUCAUGAAUUAGUUUUAAAGUUAUUGCACAGUAAUUAUGUGUUGAGACUAAGAGAUACUUCUAGCUCUUAUUAAAUUCUCUAACAAUGGAAACAAAAAAUAGAAAACUCUAUCAAACAAGCUGAGGGUUUUUAGAAAUACAAGCUAGAGGAAGAUAAGAUGCCUUUGAUCACAUAAAAUGAAGUUAUGAUGGAAAGUGAAUUUAUAGAAAAAGCUAAAUCUGGAGAUAUUAUUUUAUUCAACACAGAAAGUAUUCCAGCUGCUAUGCAAAGAAAGACCACAUUUAGCAAAUACGACCAUGUUGGUAUUGUCGUUAAAUUAAGAGAUAAUUUUGUAAGGAUAUUUGAUGCCACUGGCUAUGGAGUAGAGUUGACUGAAUGGAACAAAUUUGUUUAUGAAAAUGGCUAAUACAAUUCUAUGACUUAUCGCCAGCUUAAUUACAGUAAAAGAGAAAAAGUUUUACCUGCUUUGUAUAAUUUUAUUCUACAAGCAAAUGGGAAAAAGUAUAGCAUGAAUUUGUUGAAAUUUGCAAAAAUGAAUUCAAUUGUUGAAGACAAUUCUUCUAAAAAUAAAGAUUCUACCUAUUUUUGCUCUGAGUUAGUAGCCAAAUGCUUAAAGGAAAUGGGACUACUUAACUAGAUAACAUCUUCUACUUAGUAUUGGCCUCGUAGCUUUUCAUCUGAAUAUGAAGAUAAAGAAUUGGUGCUCUAUGACAAUGCUUUCCUAGAGUAAGAGAAAACCAUACUUUUAGAUGCAGAUUUGUAUAAAAUCAAAUCUAAUAAAAACUGA